Messenger RNA from Heterostelium album PN500, 555 nucleotides. RefSeq lists its product as uncharacterized. The record is from RefSeq and is a predicted model, not a curated record. Bases 1 to 555 code for a protein of 184 amino acids. The transcript has a single exon. Lineage: Eukaryota; Evosea; Eumycetozoa; Acytosteliales; Acytosteliaceae.
AUGGCAAAUAAAGAAUCUAUUAAUCCAACCACCAUCACAAACGAACUGUCAAAGGGCGAUAUCGACAACAGCAAUAUUAAGAGUGAAAAUCAACCAGCUACCACCCUAUUCCCAGAGAUCACUCCUACUAAUUCCCGUCAGGAUCCAUUACUAACCGAUCUCUUCCAAUCUAGUCUAGUACCACCCAAACUACCGAUCUCCUCUCCCAUCAUACCAAGCCAAGCGGACGGAAAACAAUUAAAUAAUAGUAAUUUAGAGAAUCAUCAGUUUUUAAAUAUAGUUUCAACAUUUAAUAAUAGUAUUAUUCGUAGUUAUAAGAUAAUAAAUUUUCAACCAAAUUUUAUCGAUUUUCCUAAAGAAAACUAUUUCCAACAGCUUCAAUCAAUUUUUAAAUCAUCAACUUUAAAAACAUUUUUUCAAAUACAAGAAAUAGCUCAGUUUAUAAUAGAAUCUUUAUUAAUAUUAGGUUGCCAGUUGAAUAUUUUAUACUCUCAAGUUAGAAGUACAGCACAUAAAGUUGGUCUUGAAAUAAUCUUUUCUUUCCAAAUUGAUUAA